UUUUAUUUUGGUAGGCUGUACUCAUUGACGUGAAAUUAGCUCAUUACGCGAAUAUAUUUUGAGGUUAUAGUUGUUCAUAAAUUUGCUAUGUCGUCAAAAGCAGUUCAAACAUUAGGAAUUUUCCAAAAAGCAACGAAAUUUGAUAAAGGAAUAGGCGCCUGUUUACCCGAGGGGUACAAAAAAUUCUAUAAAGAAUGGAAACACACAGAACCUGCUGCUGUUCAUUAUAUACCCGAAGAAGGCAGAUAUCGACGUGAUGAAGUUACAGGAGAAGUAUUUCCAAUACAAAACAUACCACUGCCAUUGAAAUAUCCUCUCGAAUAUAAUGAUCAAAUGUGGGGAGGAGAAGCUGUUGUGCAAGGUUUUCAAAAAAGAGAUCAUUAUGCAAGAAGAGUUCCUAGAUUUUGGGUGCCUGCAUUAAAACGUACUGUUGUUUACAGUGAAGUUUUGGACAAAUACAUUUCUGUCAUUGUAACAAAUAGAUUGUUAAAUUUGAUUCAUUCUAAUUAUGGGUUUGAUCAUUAUAUUUUAAAAACACCAGCUUGUGAUUUAAAAUCGCUUUUACCACUGGGGAUAAAACGGAAAAUUUUACAAGAACUCUCUAAAGGUUGCCCAACUUACACAGAUAAUCAAACAAAACAACAAGAAAUUAUGGAGCAAUACAGUCAAUAUUUAUCCGCUUACACAGAUGAAGAAAUUGAAUGGUAUGGGUAUUCAUUUAACCAAGCCUGUAAAAAAUUAAAAGACUCAAUGGAUGCAGCUAACCAACCAACACCUUUAAAACACGUUUAUAGGGCCCAAUUAAUAGAAAAGUUAAAAGCUGCUAAAUUAGAGGGUAACAAAAGUGAUGUAGAGAUGAGUCAAUCAAGUUCAUGGAUUCAAAGAAUUAAUCCCUUUGGUAAAAAACACGAGACAUAAUGAGAAAGUGUUUUUGUUUAGUAUAAAAAUGAAAUAAAACUAUUUAGAACAAU
This is a messenger RNA of Onthophagus taurus, 971 nucleotides long. It is a transcript of the gene mRpL28, whose product is annotated as mitochondrial ribosomal protein L28. Gene Ontology annotation, cellular component: mitochondrial large ribosomal subunit. NCBI's taxonomy places the organism in Eukaryota, Metazoa, Arthropoda, Insecta, Coleoptera, Scarabaeidae. The record is from RefSeq and is a predicted model, not a curated record. Gene Ontology annotation, molecular function: structural constituent of ribosome.